Messenger RNA from Brachypodium distachyon (stiff brome), 892 nucleotides. RefSeq lists its product as uncharacterized. The record is from RefSeq and is a predicted model, not a curated record. The coding region runs from base 122 to 658 and encodes 178 amino acids. The transcript has 3 exons. Gene Ontology annotation, cellular component: chloroplast. NCBI's taxonomy places the organism in Eukaryota, Viridiplantae, Streptophyta, Magnoliopsida, Poales, Poaceae.
GAGCACAUUCCUCUCCUCAUUCCUCGACGCUGGCUGGCCAUAGCUUCAGCAUCGCUAGCCGCAGCGCAGAGGCAGGAAGGGAGGCAGCCGCAGCGCACCGUACGUGAACGGAACCCAAGAAAUGGGCGCGCUCUACCUGCUCCCGUCCACCCCGCCGCCGUUCUGCUCGGGCUGCCGCGGCCCGGCCGGCUUCUCGCUCCCGCGGGGACUCGCGGCCACCACGCCUCUCCCGUCCCCGUCUGCCUCUUCCUGCGCCCGGCUCCGGCUCGCGGGCGGGCGGCAGCGCGCCGGCGCGGCGCGGGGCGGCGGGAAGGAGGGGAGCAAGAGCGGCGGGGCGGAGUUCUUCCGGGAGGACGGCGUGGUGGACGACAUGGACGGGUACCUCAACUACCUGUCCCUCGAGUAUGACUCCGUCUGGGACACCAAGCCUGCUUGGUGUCAGCCUUGGACAAUCUUACUAUCAGGAGCCGUUGCAGUUGCCUGUAGCUGGGUGCUCAUCCACUCAGCUCUGAUCACUGGAGGAGUUUCUUUUGUAAUAUGUGCAUGGUGGUACAUAUUUCUUUACUCCUAUCCUAAGGCAUACACCGAGAUGAUAUCUGAGAGGAGAAAAAAGGUGUCUAGUGGUGCUGAAGAUACCUACGGGAUGGAGAAAAUGUAGUCUUGUUUGUGGUAUUACUUCCUGAAGUAGAUAGAAAAUGGUUGUGCAGAUUGCACCACUGGUGUGUGUAGAAUUCAACAUCAACAUACAGAUGGAUCAGUUAAAUCCAAAUCAGUGACAUGAUGCAUGCCCCAAACACGACGGAAAUAUACAUCAGUUGUAAAAUGAAACCCUGGAGCUUCCUACGUUGUUCUGCCAAGAACUCUUCAUUGUUAUCACUGAAUUGUUGGAUAA